UGAGGAACUGUUCUGAAUCAGCUGAGAGAAAAUGACUGCAAUCAAGCAUGCUUUACAGAGGGAUAUUUUCACUCCCAAUGAUGAACGCUUGUUGAGCAUUGUGAACGUGUGCAAAGCAGGCAAAAAAAAGAGAAACUGCUUUUUGUGUGCCACAGUGACAACGGAACGACCAGUGCAAGUAAAUGUGGUAAAAGUGAAAAAAUCCGACAAGGGAGAUUUCUACAAAAGGCAGACUGCAUGGGCACUUCGAGAUCUCGCUGUUGUUGAUGCCAAAGAUGCUGUUAAAGAGAAUCCUGAAUUUGACUUGCAUUUUGACAAAGUGUACAAGUGGGUUGCAAGCAGCACAGUGGAAAAGAACACCUUCAUUUCAUGUAUCUGGAAACUCAAUCAGAGAUAUCUUAGAAAGAAAAUUGACUUUAUCAAUGUUAGUUCACAGCUUUUGGAAGAAUCCGUUCCAAGUGGAGAGAAUCAAAGUGUAGCAGGAGGUGAUGAAGAGGCUGUGGAUGAAUACCAGGAGUUAAAUGCAAGAGAGGAGCAGGAUAUUGAAAUAAUGAUGGAAGGGUGUGAAUAUGCUAUUUCUAAUGCUGAAGCCUUUGCAGAGAAGUUGUCGAGAGAGCUACAAGUGCUAGAUGGGGCAAAUAUCCAGUCAAUUAUGGCCUCGGAGAAACAGGUGAAUAUCUUGAUGAAGUUGCUGGAUGAAGCUCUGAAGGAAGUUGACCAAAUUGAGCUAAAGCUGAGCAGUUACGAAGAAAUGCUUCAGAGUGUAAAAGAGCAAAUGGAUCAAAUUUCAGAAAGCAACCACCUAAUCCAUCUCAGCAACACAAAUAAUGUGAAGCUACUGUCAGAGAUAGAGUUCUUAGUGAAUCACAUGGAUUUGGCUAAAGGUCAUAUAAAGGCCCUUCAGGAGGGAGAUCUGACAUCUUCUCGAGGCAUUGAGGCCUGCACUAAUGCAGCCGAUGCCCUUCUGCAGUGUAUGAAUGUAGCUCUUCGGCCAGGACAUGAUAUGCUUCAUGCAGUGAAACAGCAACAGCAGCGGUUUAGUGACUUGCGUGAGCAAUUUGCGCGGAGACUUGCCAGUCAUUUGAACANNNCUUUUAUCAAGGGUCAUGAUCAGAGUUCUACUCUUGCCCAGCACUCUGCUGAAUUGACAUUACCCAAUCACCAUCCAUUUCACAGAGAUUUACUUCGAUAUGCUAAACUGAUGGAGUGGCUCAAGAACACAGAUUAUGGAAAAUACGAAGGGCUAACAAAGAAUUAUAUGGAUUAUUUAUCACGACUAUAUGAAAGGGAAAUAAAAGAUUUCUUUGAAGUUGCCAAGAUCAAGAUGACAGGCACAACCAGAGAAGGAAAAAAGUUUGGUCUUCAUGGAAGUUCUGGAAAAUUGACUGGGUCUACUUCUAGCCUAAAUAAACUCUCUGUUCAGAGUUCGGGAAACCGUAGGUCUCAGUCAUCCUCACUGUUGGAUAUGGGAAACAUGUCUGCCUCUGACCUCGAUGUGGCUGAUAGAACAAAAUUUGAUAAGAUUUUCGAGCAAGUAUUAAGUGAACUAGAGCCUCUGUGUCUGGCAGAACAGGACUUCAUUAGUAAAUUUUUCAAACUACAGCAACAUCAGAGCAUCUCGGGAACAACAACGAAUGAAGUCGAGGAAAUGGACGGAGGAACUUUAUCUCGUUCAUACACUUCUGGUGUUCCACAAACAAUAUCAUCUGAGAAGGACAUGAUCCGACAAAUGAUGACAAAAAUAUUUCGUUGUAUUGAACCUGAGCUGAAUAAUCUUAUAGCGCUGGGGGACAAGAUUGAUAGCUUUAAUUCGCUUUAUAUGUUAGUUAAGAUGAGUCAUCAUGUAUGGACAGCACAAAAUGUGGACCCAGCUUCCUUUCUCAGUACAACACUUGGAAAUGUUUUGGUGACUGUCAAAAGGAACUUUGAUAAAUGCAUUAGUAACCAAAUGAAGCAGAUGGAUGAAGUAAAAAUCUCAAAGAAGAGUAAAGUUGGGAUCCUUCCAUUUGUUGCUGAAUUUGAAGAAUUUGCGGCCCUCGCUGAAUCAAUUUUCAAAAAUGCAGAACGACGAGGAGAUCUAGAUAAAGCCUACAUAAAACUUAUUAGAGCUGUUUUUGUCAGUGUUGAGAAAGUAGCUAAUGAAAGCCAGAAAACACCCAGAGAUGUGGUCAUGAUGGAGAACUUCCAUCAUAUUUUUGCAACACUUUCUCGCUUGAAAAUUUCUUGUCUUGAGGCUGAGAAAAAAGAAGCCAAACAGAAAUACACUGAUCAUCUUCAGUCUUAUGUAAUCUACUCACUGGGACAGCCUCUUGAGAAAUUAAAUCAUUUUUUUGAAGGUGUUGAAGCUCGUGUGGCACAAGGUAUACGAGAAGAGGAAGUAAGCUAUCAACUGGCUUUUAAUAAACAAGAGCUUCGUAAAGUCAUAAAGGAGUAUCCCGGUAAGGAAGUGAAGAAGGGAUUGGAUAAUCUCUACAAGAAGGUAGAUAAACAUCUCUGUGAAGAAGAAAACUUACUUCAGGUUGUGUGGCAUUCCAUGCAAGAUGAGUUUAUACGACAGUACAAGCACUUUGAAGGGCUGAUAGCUCGCUGCUAUCCUGGAUCAGGAAUUACUAUGGAAUUCACUAUACAGGAUAUCUUAGACUACUGCUCCAGUAUUGCACAGUCUCAUUAAGUUCUAGAAGAGGAAAGAGAAGCUAGCAAAGUUUGUGCCUGUGUAUAAGGGAAUCAAACACUAUAAAUGCUAUUUGUUUUUAAAAGGUGGAUUUCCAUGUGUAUGUGUAGUUAACUGCCAUAUGUGUCAAGUUACACUCCUGUUUCAAACAUCUUUCAGGGCAAAAUGAAACCUUCCAGGAUUUGUUGCUCUGCUACUGGGUUGAAGUACCGUUUGAAAGCAUUAAUUCUGUGAAACACUUCUGGUGUAGUUUUUCCCUUCCCCUAAUGUUCAGAUACUUUUAUUUAUAAUCCCUUCUCUUGCUAAAAGCAGUAAGCACUACCUUCAUAGUACGCAAAAAGUAUACUACUGUUCUCACUAAUAUUUUGCAUCUUGGAAAUUAUGUAAGCAUUAAAGACUAUCAAAUCUUUUCCCUUCCUCGUUCUGGAUACGGAUGUGGAACUUUAUGCAGUGGGAAUACUGAAUUCAUGUUCUCGUAUGUAAUGUGACUAUGGCUAUGAUUCUUAAUUAAACUGUGUUCAACAUA
Pygoscelis adeliae (Adelie penguin) is the source of this 3197-nucleotide messenger RNA. It is a transcript of the gene EXOC1, whose product is annotated as exocyst complex component 1. The record is from RefSeq and is a predicted model, not a curated record. The transcript has 18 exons. Gene Ontology annotation, cellular component: plasma membrane; exocyst. Gene Ontology annotation, biological process: Golgi to plasma membrane transport; exocytosis. Lineage: Eukaryota; Metazoa; Chordata; Aves; Sphenisciformes; Spheniscidae. Bases 32 to 2671 code for a protein of 879 amino acids. Gene Ontology annotation, molecular function: phosphatidylinositol-4,5-bisphosphate binding.